UGGGAAAUAGCUUCUGAGCAAAGGCAAAGGUUUUUUCUUUUUUUUCCUCCUGCAUCUAGGCCCAAGCAGGCUGUACCCUUGAGAGCGCAGGUGUCAAGAAAAGCUUCACUUUCUCAGAGGCGGUGGUGCAGAAGCAGGACAACCUGAGAGGUGGUGUCCCAAACAGGCAGAAAACCAUGGACAGAUAGUGGCUGCCGGGGACAGGGAGCUACAGCAUCGGAAAGGCGGGACUUCCGGUGCGGUCUUGGGCCCACUUUCCGGCGUCCAUCAGGGAAUGAAGGAUGGCAGCACGCCGUGCAUUAAAAGCUGUUUUGGUAGAUCUCAGUGGCACACUUCACAUUGAAGAUGCAGCUGUGCCGGGCGCACAGGAAGCUCUUAAAAGGUUACGUGGUGCUUCUGUAAAAGUUAGGUUUGUGACUAACACAACUAAAGAGAGCAAGCAAGAUCUAUUGGAAAGGUUGAAAAAAUUGGAAUUUGAGAUCUCUGAAGAUGAAAUAUUCACUUCUUUGACUGCAGCCAGAAAUUUAGUAGAGCAGAAACAGGUCAGACCCAUGCUGCUGGUUGAUGAUCGGGCACUACCUGACUUCAGAGGAAUACAAACUAGUGAUCCUAAUGCAGUGGUCAUAGGAUUGGCACCAGAACACUUUCAUUAUCAAAUUCUGAAUCAAGCAUUCCGGCUACUCCUGGACGGGGCACCUCUCAUAGCGAUCCACAAAGCCAGGUACUACAAGAGGAAUGACGGCUUAGCCCUGGGGCCUGGGCCAUUUGUGACUGCCUUAGAGUAUGCCACAGACACCAAAGCCACAGUAGUAGGGAAACCAGAGAAAAUGUUCUUUUUGGAAGCCUUGCGGGACACUGGCUGUGAACCUGAGGAGGCCAUCAUGAUCGGAGAUGAUUGCAGGGAUGAUGUUGGUGGGGCUCAGAACAUCGGCAUGCUGGGCAUCUUAGUAAAAACCGGGAAAUACCGAGCAGCAGAUGAAGAAAAAAUUAAUCCACCUCCUUACCUCACUUGUGCGAGCUUCCCUCAUGCUGUGGACCACAUUCUGCGGCAUCUACUGUGAACCGUUACGGGAACCUGAAGCAACUUGAAAUGCAGCUUUUCCUUGUCUGGAAUGAAUCCCUCACCAACUCAGUGCCAGCGUAAAUAGACACAUACUGCUCAUGGCUGAUCCCAUUUUAACCCUCUUUUUUAUUGUGCAUUAAGUAGAAAGAAAGGUAUUGAAUUGCAGCCAGCUACUAAGCCUUGCUAAUCUCUUUUGUUUAAUUUUGUAAAAGAAGAUGAGACCCAAAGAAAGGGAAAGCUGAGAUUUUUGUGCCAUUCCUUUUAAAAUAUUCAUCAGGUUAGGCAGGGCUGGGAGAGAGAAUCUUCUGUAGGGAAUAGUAUUCCCUGCUAUCUCAUCCCUGGUAUACUGGGUGGGGGAAAUUCAGAUUGUGAAUAAAGUUAUUGGUGUUCUUUAAAUUUUAAAGUAAUGUGUUGAAAGUUAAAGCAUUGGGCUAUAGUUUUAAUACUAAGUUUACCUGUGAAAUCCAUUAGACAUGUCAAAUAGAGUACAAGGCAGAAGAACAAAAUGAAUUGUCCUUUAGCCCAGGUGAUCAAGUGAAUAUGCUUUAACAAAUUUUGAAAACUAGAUUAUCUGCUGUAUUAUUCCCAGCACAGGUGACUUCUCUCUUCAUUAGCCAGAGAUGACUAAUUUAAAUUUAGAACCUGAUUUUAAUUUAAAAUAAUACUUCCAUUAAUAAUCUAUUCAUUGCAGAUACCUAUUAUACUGUGUAACAGUUGUUUUGGAAAUUUUAUGUAAAAUUAAAACUAUCAGUAUUUUACAGAUGUUUUAAUUAGACAUUGUUAUUAACAGGAACAGUGCAGAAACUAAAAUCAAGCCUUUAAUGUCUUAUAGACCAUGCAUUUUUGAAGUUAGUGUCCACCAGGGUCCUAUUAACUGUACAUUUGCAAGAUUUCAUUAUUUUUGCCUCUGACACUAUGGGAAAAAUCUUUUAGAAGCUAUUGGGACAGAUUCAAGCUUUUAUGUACGUGGUUACUACAGCUGUAAGAUGAAAUCCCGUCUUGUAGCAUGGAUCACUCUUCUCACGUUAAACCCACCAAAAUGAAGGGGACUAAGUAGGUAAUGAUUUUCUGAGCGCAUUUGCAUAUGUGAUAAUCCUGGGCCUCUGCAAUUGUGUUACAGGGCUCUUGGGCAUUGAAUUAUUAGGAUGUAAUUGUACAUCAUUGUAGUGUUCACCUUACUGAAGCUCACACUGAUGGUAAUGAGCUUCAGGUUUUGAGGCUUGUUCAGAGAUCAGCUUGGUCUUGAAUGGGAGGGAGCAAAACUAAAUAGAUGGCCGUUCCCUCUUGUUUUGGUAGUUUGGUGGGCACUCUGCUCUUGUUUUUACAAAUGCCCCAACUUAGCACUUAUAUAUCCUGAAGUCCAGAAGACAGAUGUGAAAUAACCACCACCCAAAAUCAGGAUAUGAGUGGAGUGGCUAAGAGCGUAGACUCUGGAGCCUAGCCCACACUUAACCUCACUCUGUGACCUUGGAAAGUCACCCAGCCUCUUGUAUCCCCAUUUCCUUAUCUUUAAAAUGGAGAUAAUAAUAGUGCCUACCACAAAGGGUUGUUGUGAGGUUAAAUGCAUUAACCAUAUAUUAAGUACUUGAAUAGAAUCAGGCACACAGUAAGUGCCAUAUGUUUGUGAUGAACAUGAUGCAUAUGUAGGAGGACUGCCUGUAUUUACCAAUCUGAAAAUCGCUAGUAUAAUUUCUUGCUAGUUGGUCCAGUGGGAAAAGUCUUCCUGAGGAUAAAAAAUUAAAAAAAGACAUUCUACUAAAAUUAGAUUUCCUCAGGGCAAGGCCACAUAUAGAGAGAGGCUCAGUAUGCAGGCAGAGAGUGCUGCUUGGUGCCUGUGGAUGGGCUGUAUUCAGCUGUGGCUUGUACUUGCGUGGCUGGGUCAGUGAUUCCUUGGCCCAAAUGUUAUCAAGUAUUUGCUAGUUACUACCUGUCAAGUGCCAAGUUAGUCCUGUGGGAAAAUAUCAAGUAUAUAAGAAAGGGAUUCUUCCUUGAGGACUUUUUCUAGUUGAGAAUAUAUAAGACAUUACUCAAGAACACUAUGAAGACAACUCACAUGUCCCUCCCUCUCUGAUGUCUUCCCUGACUCUGGAAGAUGGAGUAAAGUAUUCCCUCCUUUGUGCCCAUGUAGCACUUGUUAGAUUACACUUAUAUUGUCACACUUCACCCCCCCAGACAGGACCGUCUCAUUUUUUGUUUAGAUCUGCCGCAAAACAAAUGGACACUCAGAUGGUUACUGAACUAAUAAAAAUUAGCUGUAAACAUUAUAGGAAUUUAAUGCUAGAAGAUACAGCUGUGGGUAAGAAGGAGAAAACAAGUUUCAGUUUAGAUUCGUUGCCUUUAAGAUGUCCAUAGGGGAGGCCCCAGUACACGCUGGGAAAUAAUGACUAUGAUGCUCUAGAGACAAGUGAGAACGAAAGCAAAGAAGUGGAGAUCAUAGCUGGGUUAGGCAGUAGAUACAGUAAUGGCAAUGGGUAGGAUCACCUGAGUAUAAUAUACCUGGCCAAGAGAAACAGCUUCUCUACUUUUCCAUUCUAGUUUUUCCCUGUGGGCCAUUAAAAUCUUAGCUUGGGAUUUUAAAUUUAACGAAUAUUAUUCCAGGGCUUACUAACUGACCUGUGCACAGAGAGGUUCAUAAGUAUAAAUGAAAAUCUUGUUUUAGGUGAAGGUUGCUAUUAAAAUUCCCAGCUCAGCUGGUUGGUCAGCCUUGGGCCUCAUGGAGGAAAUGUAAUAACUGAAGUACUAUUUUCCAGCCACCCUACCUAAGGGGCUAUCUUGGGGCAUUGACCUCAAGGACAAUCUUUGUAUAAAUUUUACUGUAAUCCUGUCCUGGGCCUAGAAAAGAGGCCUAGUGACAGUGUAGGUCUAGAAAGGGUAGGAGAGAGUACCCAAUACCAGGAGACGGUGGUUCCACCCACUUCACUCUCACACCUCUUUGCCCUACCUACCUACUAUUCUGUCUGUCAGAGCUGAUCUUAAUGAAAAGGAAAGGAAAAGGGCAAGGAGGCUAGCCCAUUUCACUCUCUAAGUCAUCAUUCCAUCAUAUACCUGUAACUUUGAAUGUCAGAAAUUCCCUUGGAAUUAUGUCAUCACCUUUAUUCCACAUUUAAAAUAUUACAGUAGCGUGUUAGUGGAAAUUAAGACCACCUACACUGGUUAUGUUCAAUUGGUUUUGGAUCAGUGGUCAUUUAUGUAGGAUGAAACUAAAGUUCUUGCUACCUAUAAUAAAGAAUUUUUAAAGCUGCACUAAUCUAAUUCACUUACACACUCUGCCUCAAACAGUAGAAUCCCUUUUUCACGUUAGCCCAUGUUUGCAUAAGGCCACGCUUGCGUUGUUGGGUUUAUUUAAUGUACGUCACAAAAGCCUUUCUGGCAUAAAUGCACAAGGCCUUUGCUGACUUUUGUAUCAUAGCAGCCAUUGAGGCCUGUUACCUCAAAGCAUCUUGCUAUCUUUAAGGGUUUGUAUGAAGAUGCCAGAGCACCAGAAAGCAUUUGUCAUAAUAUAAAUGCAUAUCUGUCAAAACCAAACAAUUUUGAAUACCUUACUUUGUCCAGUGCUUUCCUUCACAUCAUACACAUUUUAACUGCUAUUUGUUUCACUGGCUGGUGUGCCUGAGAAAAUCAAUCUCAAAUAUUUAUUAAAUGCCCACUGUGGGUAAAGCAGUAACGAAGACAGACCAGAAUGCAGCUCUGGCUCCAAAGAUGCAUAUUUUCUUUUUGGGGAAUUGAAACAUAAAAAUACAUCUAACAAUACAAAAGGCUAUGACAAGUUCAAAAUGGUUGUAUAAGUCCUCUAAGCAGAGAGCUCACAUCCAGUGAGCUAAGUGCUUUUGGAGCAGUAGCCACAAUUUAUAAUCUGUGGAGCAAGUGCAGUGCUCAGAUAUUUUUUGGCCUACACCAUCUUAAAAAAUGUUUCAUUCAUUCAGUAGCAGUGAGAAAGUACCACAAUCGUGGAGCUUGUAUUUGAUUAGGGGAGACAGACAAAACGUGCACACACACAUAUACACACGCACAACUGCUUAAUACAGUGGGAAAGAUUGAUAUGUGAUUAAAAAAAGAAUAAAUAGGAAUGAGGAAUGAUUAAAAAAAAAAGAAGAAAUAGGAAUGAAGAAUAAAAGAAUAAAUAGGAAUAGGAAUGAGUUAUUGUCCUUGAGGUCAAUGCCCCAAGAUAGCCCCUUAAGUAGGGUGGCUGGAUAAGUGUGGUCCAUUAGGGAGGGCCUGUUUCAGAUGGUGAUCUGAAUGAAGUAAGGGAGUAAGCCAUGUGAAUUCUGGGGACAGAUACGUUAACUUAGUUGCCAACAUCUGAAUAUCAGGAUAUUUCACAUGCAAAUCAAUUAAUUACUGGUUUGUCUAGGAAGGCUGGAAGAUCUGGCAAUGCUAGGUGUAAAUUUUUACUUGGCAACAUUCAGUUGGAGCUGAGUUGAGCUGUGGCCUUCAGACAGUUGCUGGCCCUCUCCAGUUCACCAUUGCCCCCAUCUCUUCCUUAUUUUAUACCCAGCUUACUUUACUUACUUAUUAUUACAUUCCAUGUUCCUGUAGGCAUUUGGAUUGUGAACUCUGCUUUGGAAGAAAUACAUGUUAAAUUUUCCUCCAACAACUAACAGACUAAUCUGGUAUAUACCUAUAAAUUUAGAUACAAUUUUAAUCUACUUUAAAGAAAAUAACCACAGAGACUUUAAACAUAAUCAGUUAAUCAUCUGUGGUAGUUGGUCUCCUCAAAACUCCCACAAAAAAUAACAGUGAAAGUAUAAACUCACAAGAACAACCUACAAGAGAAUGGUGGAGGAGAUAUCAGUGGAUGAGAGGGUUCAGUAAUUUGGAAAAUGGAAAGUGGAUGGAGUGCUAAUAACUAAAAUCAGCAUAGAGAAAAUACAACCAAAAGUCAUCCUGUAGAACACCUCAGAGACUCAAGACUUGGCGGCACCAGGUAGACAGGAAAUGGAGUGUGCAGCUAGGGUUGAAAAGGGAGAGAUUGGUUUAAAAUGAGUAAACAAUGGUUGGAGUCACAAAAGCCCUCUUUACUCUGAGCAGCAAGGUCACUACCUCUACCUAAGGCAGGAGAAUGGAGUUUAUUCUCUGGAAAAAUGAAGCCUGGCAUGGCUAUUGGGGCCGACAGGCACAGCGGUGGGCCAGGAUGUGAUGCAGAGCUGAAAACAGGAAUUAGGUACAAAUCUCCCUUCUCUACAGUGGUCCCUAGUUCCUUUCCCUUUAGAACAGCAGAACCAGAGGGGGCAGGGAACAGAAUAGAAAGUAUAUCUGAUAUGUUUGGCCGUUUGAAAAAUAAUACUGAUGGGAUUAAUACCACUGAUGAGAAUGUAUUGCAAAAAUAUAAAGAUAGAGACUUAGAAAAUUAAGCAAUGGUAGUUAUUAAUGCCAAAAAAGACAAAAACUCAUCAAGAAAGAAAAUCUAAUCCUAAUUCACUACUUGGUUCUGCAGUGAACAAUGUGUAUACAGUUCUAAUAAAAAUAUUGACUAUUGAGUUGA
This is a messenger RNA of Choloepus didactylus (southern two-toed sloth), 6545 nucleotides long. RefSeq names its product haloacid dehalogenase like hydrolase domain containing 2 (gene HDHD2). The record is from RefSeq and is a predicted model, not a curated record. The transcript has 7 exons. Gene Ontology annotation, biological process: dephosphorylation. The coding region runs from base 282 to 1061 and encodes 259 amino acids. NCBI's taxonomy places the organism in Eukaryota, Metazoa, Chordata, Mammalia, Pilosa, Megalonychidae. Gene Ontology annotation, molecular function: phosphatase activity.